AUGCUAUGUGCCACUUGUUGUAUUCGAGUGCCCCCGGCCGAUUUCUACGAGCACUGGGCUGAUUUACACAUGCCGAGUGCCGAUGGUAUGCGGAUGUACUGCGUCGAAUGCCACGAACUGAUCACCCUGUCAGACGAGUUCCAACGACACGAAGGAUGUUUUCGCACGGAAGCAAAGCGGUGCAGUCCAUUGAAAUGUGCAAUAUGCCAGUACCAUGCCGAAACGCGGAAGUUAUUGGCACGUCAUGCGAAAAUGUUUCACGUGCAGAAGCGGUGUGGAUGCUGCGGAGUCCGGCUAAACUUUUCUUGGCGCAUGAAGGGUCACAUUCUCCGGUGUUACAAAAAUCGCGAUAAAGAAAAAUCGACGGGCAUUCUCAGUAUGUCUAAGGCAGUGAUUGAUAUAUCUGAUGAAAACCCUGCUCAAAGCAGUAUCGAUCGCAAAGCCGAUAGUUCUGUCCAACGACCAGAUAGUACAAAUAACGGGUCAAACAAUGGUUGUCUGGUUUCGAGUACAGAAGUUGAAGAAGUCACAUCGGUGCCGGUCAUGGAUGUCAAGUUGGAACAGUCAAGCAACGAUGAUGAUAGCGCCACUGGAAGCGAAAGUGAAGAUGCCUUGUCGCCCACUUGCCAAACACCGAAUGUUGGUUCAACUAAUGACUCCGUGUUGCAGUGUGAGGUUGCUUCAUCGCCCAAGGUGCAAAACAUUCAGUCGACUCCGCAGUCAGUGGACCAGACAAAACAGUCACCUCCCCUCCCUUUGUCUGUAUCAAAGAAUCAGUCAUUGAGUUCGAUCCAGCAAGAGCAGCAGACAAAUGAAUCUCCCAUCUCAUCUACCGCGGUGUCGUUUUCUUUCACACCCCGACCAUCGCCGAAUAUGAGGUUCGGAUGCACGCUGUGUGGUACUACCUUCCGUUACAAAGGAACAGCACUGCGCCAUUUAAAGUCCCGUCAUCGCGUUAGCGUGUCGAUCGAUGAAUUCAUCGAAGAGCAGUUUUCAACGAUCGAGCAUUUACCAUGUGAAAGAUCCAUUGGUUGUCAGGUAUCCGAGACAUUUUCGAAAUGCUCCGAAUGCGAGAGGAAAGGUGUGGUCAUCAAGCAGCUGAGUUUGCUUUUGAAAAGAAUAGCUUCAGAAGCAACUUCAAUGGAAACCGGUUAA
Messenger RNA from Soboliphyme baturini, 1155 nucleotides. The record is from the annotation of a GenBank genome assembly. NCBI's taxonomy places the organism in Eukaryota, Metazoa, Nematoda, Enoplea, Dioctophymatida, Soboliphymatidae.